Sitophilus oryzae (rice weevil) is the source of this 391-nucleotide messenger RNA. RefSeq lists its product as uncharacterized. The record is from RefSeq and is a predicted model, not a curated record. The transcript is spliced from 3 exons. The coding region runs from base 56 to 391 and encodes 111 amino acids. NCBI's taxonomy places the organism in Eukaryota, Metazoa, Arthropoda, Insecta, Coleoptera, Curculionidae.
UUUUGCUGGGAUAUUUUGUACUUUGCUUGCAAUUCCCGUGGAAAUCAAGCUUGGAAUGGCAACAGCAGCUUAUCAAAUUGAGGGUGGAUACAACUGUGAUGGUAUACGUCAGGUUUGCGUCAGUUCAUUUACAAGAGUAUUGAAAAACUGUGGCGACAAGAGUUUUUGCGACACGGAGUUAUUUGAAUGGUACUUGGCAACACGGCACUGCAAAUACUGCGACACUGGCUGUGUUCAAACAAUUUUCACCUUUAAAAGAUACAUGUUAAUAAUACCACACAAGAGAACGGUGUCUUUCUGCAUCCUUCCACAAAAGAGAGGGGCACCUGGAUCAUUCUCUGACUCUGAUGUUUUGCGAUUGGGGACCUGCAUAGCAUAUAUGGGUACCUAA